AUGGACAGCGAUGACGAGGACGGCGGCGGCGGCGGCAUGGUGGGCGGCGCGGACGGCGGCGAGGGGGACGAGGGCGGGGCCACGGCGGCGUGGCAGCUGCCAAAGGCGACGGCGCUUGACGUUCGGCGCCACGACGAGCGGACGCUUUAUGGCGCCAUCCCCGGGGCCGUCCACGUGCCGGCCGAUGAGCUGGCGUCGGCGCUGGCCCUUGAGCCGCGCGAGUUUGUGCGGCGCUACCGCUGCGAGCGGCCGCCGCGCGACGAGCCGCUGGUGGUGCACUCGCGCACCGCGGGGCGCGCGUUCUGGGCGGCCCAGGUGGCGCAUGACGCGGGGUAUGGCAGGCUGCUUGUGCUGCGGGGCGGCGCCUACUCGUGGCGCGCGGACGGGGUCAAGCCCUACGCCUCGUACCAGCCGUGGGAGCCGCCCCCGGAGCCGGAGGCGGCCCCAGCAGAGCCGCACGACGCGGCCGCGGCGCUGGAGGAGCUGCUGACCCUGGGCCUGGCGACGCGGGCGGGCGGCGGCGGCGGCGGCGGCUCGGCCGCUGCGUGA
Monoraphidium neglectum is the source of this 549-nucleotide messenger RNA. RefSeq lists its product as hypothetical. The coding region runs from base 1 to 549 and encodes 182 amino acids. The record is from RefSeq and is a predicted model, not a curated record. Lineage: Eukaryota; Viridiplantae; Chlorophyta; Chlorophyceae; Sphaeropleales; Selenastraceae. Gene Ontology annotation, molecular function: thiosulfate-cyanide sulfurtransferase activity. Gene Ontology annotation, cellular component: mitochondrion. The transcript is spliced from 4 exons.